This is a messenger RNA of Aspergillus oryzae RIB40, 768 nucleotides long. Its product is annotated as SDR family oxidoreductase. Bases 1 to 768 code for a protein of 255 amino acids. The transcript is spliced from 4 exons. The record is from RefSeq and is a predicted model, not a curated record. NCBI's taxonomy places the organism in Eukaryota, Fungi, Ascomycota, Eurotiomycetes, Eurotiales, Aspergillaceae.
AUGGCCAGCUAUCUCAUCACCGGCACCUCACGAGGCCUCGGCCUCGCCCUUGUCUCCCAGUUGCUCUCUCUACCAGCAUCACAAGUCGCAUCCAUCUUCGCAACUUCGCGAUCUGCGCAACCCAGUCCCAAUCUCAAAGACCUCAUCGACCAGUCCUCCGGCCGCGCAUCUUACAUCCAACUCGACGUAACCGACACGAUCAGCAUCCGAACAGCGGCACAACAAAUAGAACGCCAACUCCACGGCCGCGGUCUAGACGUCCUCAUCAACAACGCAGGAAUCCAACCCGUGACCAAGGGAGGGGCAGAAUACAUGGAUAAUCUCACCGAAACAUUCAACACAAACGUAAAUGCACCCCACGAAGUAAUCCGUACAUUCCUACCCCUUCUCCGCAAAGGAGACCGAAAGGUUAUUACCAAUAUAUCCACGACGUUAGGCUCUAUAGGCACGGCGUCACCUUUCAUGGCGAAAUUGACUCCGGCGUAUAAUAUCACCAAGGCUGCGUUGAAUAUGCUUACUGUGCAGUAUGCGCUUAGUCUUGGGGAUGAGGGGUUUACUGUUUUUUGUGUUAGUCCUGGGUGGCUAAAAACCGACCUAGGCGGACCAAGAGCAGAUCUCCCCGUCUCCACCGGCGCAGAAGCAGUGGCAAAGAUCAUCCUAGAGGCCAAUCACAAAGACACAAAUGGGAAGUUCCUCAACAUCCAUGUGCCCGGCUGGGAACAAACAGAGGGAUUCAAUCAAUACGACGGGGCAGAGAUCCCAUGGUAG